CCGCCGCCCCGGAUCCGGUUUGCCCUCUGUACUGCACGGGAGGGGGAAGACAGGGAGACGGAGACGGAGACGGUUCGGCUCUCGUGCACGCAGAGACCAAACCGCGGAGGCCUUUGGACCGGAUCCACUUCUUUUCCUUCCGCAAAUCACUUUAAUUCGAACUCCAGCGCCGUUUCUCGGUUCCGGUGAAGGAAAAAGUCGGUGCGCUCGCGCCGUGUCAGGACUGUCACGCGCCGGGACGGGAAACUUUACCUCUUUACUCCUUAAAUUUCAGCUGCACCUUUCUGCUGUCACCUUCAUGCUCGGACUGUCUUCUCCUGCUUCUUCUUCUUAUUCUCAUGUUGGUAAACAAAACACAUCUGAGAAGUGAGUGUGUGAGUGUGUGAGAGUGUGUUUGGUGUGUAAACUGUGAUGGCGCGGCUCCGUUAACGGACCGUCUGCAGCGGACAUUGCAACAGUUACGAACAAACCCGAACGCACGCAGAUACUUUAGAAGUGUGACUUGGUGUUCGCGCGCGUGAGUUGGACUGUUAUGGAAGCUCGGUUCGGUUUAGGAGGAGGUUUUGAUCCUCUGUUCCGAACGCUCCGUCCGCAUGACGCGCGAGAUGUCGGAGCGGCGGGAGAAGUUGUACCGCUGGCGGAGAUCUGGGACGGAGAGUGGAGAGACGCGCGCGGGAUUAGCAGCACCGGCGGAGGAGGAGGAAGAGGAGGAGGAGGAGGAGGAGGAACAACAGCGCGCUCUGUUACGGCGGCGCUCGCGCGGGACGUUAGAGAGACCUCGAGUUGCACGGAGGCCCGCGCCGCCACCACGCUGAGCGAGCUGCUCUGCCCGGACACCGAGUACAACAGCAGCGACCGUCACAACGCCGCUCUGAGAGCACGCGGCAGCGCGUACGAGCUGACAGCCGGCGGUGGUGACACGAGCGCCGUCCCGAGCUGCUGCUGCUCUUCCGGUAGCACCAGCACGACUACCACUACCACGACCAUCUCGGAGACGGCGCGCGAGCUGUGCAAAGCCGUGUCCGUGUCGCUGGGGCUGGCCAUGGACCCGCACGCGCACCAGGACGGGAACAGGAGCUCGGACUUUUUCGAAGUGCGCCGGAGGAAGGAGGAGGAAGAGCUGCACGCGACAAGCGACGACAGGAGCAGAAGGAGCAGCAUCAACGGCGCGAGCGCAGUUGGAGGUGAAGGUGGCGCCGCAGCGGGACGUGAGGGAAGCGCGCCGCACGUGCACGGCGACAACAACAACAACAGGCUGCUCGAGAUGUUCAAAAGCGGGGGCGAGGAGGAUAUGAUGAUGAUGACGAUACAGAUGGACCAAGCUCGCGCGCAGCACCAUACGGCAGUCAUAACGGAAGAUUCGGGGUUCGGACCGGGCGUCACGAGCCUGAUGAGUUCCAAAAGCGCGAGCGCGAGCGCGGCGGCGGGUUCGUCGUCUUCCUCUUCGUCCUGCCAGUAUCAACAACAACAACAACGAGAACAACACGACGCGCAGGUAAACUUCGAGCUCGCGCCGCCCGUGCACGACAGGUACGGUGACGAUUACUACUACUACUGGCCGAGCUACAGCAACGUGCGCGUGAAGUCCGAGGCUAUGCCGCCGCCGCCGUUGACUCGCUACUGUCACGGCGCUGCGCAGUACGGGAAUCCCGCGUGCACCUCUUCCUCCGCGGGACUGGACGCACCGCUCAUCUGCAGCCCGUACGAGUACGACUACGGCGCGCGGUCCGGACCGGGACCGGCUCUCAGCGCCGCGCACGAGCCAUGGUACCACCACCAGAGCGGCGCCGUGUUACCCCGCGUGUCCUACCCAACUGCCACGUGCAUGAAGAACGAAGACGGGGAAUGGCUGGAUGUGAGCACGAUGCAGGACGGGAGGUUGGAGAGCGCGAGGGAGGUGUUCCCCAUGGAGUUUUUCUUCCCUCCGCAGCGCACCUGCCUGAUCUGCUCUGAUGAAGCUUCCGGUUGCCAUUACGGCGCUCUGACCUGCGGCAGCUGCAAAGUGUUUUUCAAAAGAGCGGCUGAAGGGAAGCAGAAGUAUCUGUGUGCGAGCAGGAACGACUGCACCAUCGAUAAGCUGAGGAGGAAGAACUGUCCCUCAUGUCGUCUGAAGAAGUGCUUUGAGGCAGGAAUGACUCUCGGAGCUCGUAAACUGAAGAAGAUCGGUCAGCAGAAGGUUCCUGAAGAGGAGAGCCUGGCCUCAUGCAUGCCGUCCGGUUCUGGUACGGCCGAGCUGAUCCGGAAUCCAUCACCCAAAACGAGUCUGACGUUCCACUCACAGCUGGUCUUCCUCAGUGUCCUGGAGUCCAUUGAGCCUGAAGUGGUGAACGCCGGGCAUGACCACGCGCAGCCCGACUCCGCUGCAGCUCUCCUGACCAGCCUUAACGAGCUUGGAGAGAGGCAACUCGUUAAGGUGGUCAAAUGGGCCAAAGGACUGCCAGGAUUCCGUAACCUGCACGUGGACGAUCAGAUGACGAUGAUCCAGCACGCCUGGAUGGCCGUGAUGGUCUUCGCUCUCGGAUGGAGAUCGUACAAAAACGUCAACGCUCGCAUGCUCUACUUCGCUCCUGACCUGGUCUUCAAUGAUCGGAGGAUGCACAUCUCCAGUAUGUAUGAACACUGUAUGCAGAUGAAGCACUUGUCGCAGGAGUUCGUUUUGCUGCAGGUCACACAGGAGGAGUUUCUCUGCAUGAAGGCCCUCCUCCUCUUCAGCAUCAUUCCUGUGGAGGGACUGAAGAGUCAGAAGUACUUUGAUGAGUUGAGGUUGUCGUACAUCAACGAACUCGAUCGUCUGAUUAAUUACGGCAGGAAGAGUAACUGUGCACAGCGCUUCUACCAACUGACUAGACUGAUGGAUUCACUGCAGCCGAUUAUCCGGAAGCUUCACCAGUUCACCUUUGACCUUUUCGUUCAGGCUCAGUCUCUGCCCACGAAGGUCAGCUUCCCGGAGAUGAUCGCUGAAAUCAUCUCAGUGCAGGUACCAAAGAUCCUUGCCGGCCUGGCCAAGCCCAUCCUGUUCCACAAGACUGUGACUCCGCCCUCUCCAGCACCCAGGCUGGCCACGCCCACUCAGCCAGACCUGGCCUGAUCCGAUCUGUUCCAGUCUGAACCGGUUUCUCCAGCUUCAUGUUUUUUUUUGUUGUUGUUGUUAAGUUCCAGCAUGGAGACUUAAACAUCUUCAUUUUUACUCUCUCUCUCUCUCUCUCUCCCUCUCUCUCUCUCUCUAUCUCUGUCUCUCUCUGUCUCUGUCCUUUCUUCUUUCUUCUUCAGAAAGUGUCUGUAAAAUCUGUGGAGGACCAUUACAUCAUUACGCCGGUCUAUCUUCUGCUCAAAGAUAAUUUCAGAUCAUUUUCUCACGCCGGCGGUGUUGUGUCUUUCUCUCUCGCUCACUCACUCACUCUCUCCCUGUCUUUCUCUAUCUCUUUCUCUCUCUCUCUCUCUCUCUCUCUUUCUCUCUCUCUCUCGAUCUUUUUCCUCCAGCAUUUAUUCCUGAAGAGUCUGAAGAGCUACGCUGUGUUACCUGAUGGACAGGUUUAUAAAAAAAAGAAAAAAAAAAAGAAGAAGAAGAAGAAGAGGAGAAAAAAGCCUUGUAGUUUGAUCUGAGCCCUGAAAAAGACAAAGUGUGCACUAGAAAGUUUCCCUGAGAAAAGCACUGGUCUGUUUACUUCACAUACGACUCUAUGCAUUUGGGGGAAAAAAAUAAAAUAAAUAAACAUUAA
Ictalurus furcatus (blue catfish) is the source of this 3719-nucleotide messenger RNA. RefSeq names its product androgen receptor (gene ar). Gene Ontology annotation, molecular function: zinc ion binding; sequence-specific DNA binding; DNA-binding transcription factor activity. NCBI's taxonomy places the organism in Eukaryota, Metazoa, Chordata, Actinopteri, Siluriformes, Ictaluridae. The record is from RefSeq and is a predicted model, not a curated record. The coding region runs from base 533 to 3088 and encodes 851 amino acids. Gene Ontology annotation, biological process: male gonad development; regulation of DNA-templated transcription. The transcript has 8 exons.